UCGAUCUCCGUCUUCUUUUCUAUUUCUGAAAAUAAAUAAAAGAAGACCCACUUUCUUUCCCAAACCAUCAACAGCAGCCAUGGGCGAUUAGGAGUUCAACGAGGAUUUAACGCCGAGAAGAGCUACUGUUUCUUUUAUCUUCGUUUUUAUCUUCUUUUAUCAUCGUCUUCUUCUUUUAUUUCCGUCAAGAAAAGGAAAAAAAUAAUAAUCUGAACAUGGGUUUUGUUUAAACUCGAGUUUCCUACGAGUUAUGAGAAGAUUCAUACGGGUUUGGUGAUGUUGAUUAUGCAAUAGCUUGGUUGAGUUCUCGAUUGAAAAAUCAGGGAGGAGAAAUGGAUUUCGGGGCUGUGAAGAUGUCGAAGAAAUUAGGGAUUAGAAAAUGGAUUUUACUGCAAUUGAAAAUUGAUAUCUCCGGUGCCGUUGUAACAUGGGUUAGAUUUGAAUCUGAAAUCGGUAAAAUAAUUGUUUCAACUGGUCAUGAUUGAUGGAAUUCUAGGGUUUGGAUUGAAAGUCGAAGACAAUAAUUGAAUGAUGGGUUUGAUUUGAUUGUGAAACAAGAAGAUUGUUAAGACUUAGAUGAGUUGAGUAGAUUGAGUUCGAAUGGGUAGAGUUUGUGGGUAUGCAGGGGUCAAUAAAGUCGUUGUUGGAGAGUAGAGAUGGGCGCUAUUGUUUUGCAGUUGAGAUGGAGUAGAAGGAGAUGGCAACUGAGCAAUGGCUAUGACAGUGCUAUUGUUUUGCAGUUGAGAUGCAGUAGAAGGAGAUGGCAACUGAGCAAUGGCUAUGACAGUGCUAUUGUUUUGCAGUUGAGAUGGAGUAGAAGGAGAUGGCAACUGAACAAUGGCUAUGACAGUGCUAUUGUUUUGCAGUUGUUGGGAGUACUAAUUCUAUUGAAGCAAUAGGUGAUAGUGAUGGAAUCGAAGGUUGAAGCCGUAUGUCAAGAUAUUAAAUCUUCAUUCUGAAGUCAACAGAGACAAGAAGAAUUGUGUUGCUGGUGAUGGUGAACUGUAAAAGAAGAAGUAAAAGAUUGGUUUGAUUCAGAUCUUUGGGUGUGUGCUCUUAGGUAUGAAAUCACAGGGAAUUGAGCUGGCUGCCAUGGAAUUGGUGGAGCUGUACUACCGGAGGUGUUGUAGUUGAAACGAUGUCGAUUGAGUGGUGGUUGUUUGGUCGGUUCUUGAGAAUCGACGGCAUAUGAGAGGGCAUUUUGGGAACUGAAGAUCAACGUGUAUAAUUUUAGUCCAGCUAUACAAAACUGCUGACUCACAUAACCAGCCUUGGACGGAAAAUGUAACAAAGGGAGGUUCCAUUGAUUUUAUCUUUGUGGGGAGGUAACGCAAAUUAUAAUUUACCCCCUUUAUAUAUUAAUUUGGAAAAAAGAGUUCUUAUACGUGGGUAGUCGUCUUGUUUUUAACAUUUUUCUUAUUUUCUAAACCAGUUACCAAGUAAUCCCCAUCAAAACGCUCGUUUCAAAAAAAACUCAAAUGUGAGAGCUUUAUUUGUCUAGGCGUUGUUAGAUAUUCUUAAAACCCCGUCUAUUCAAGAGAUUCUCUUCUAUUCAAAGGUGAGAACCUGACUACGUACAUAAACAACCAUCAAUGUCUAGUAACAAUAAAUGUAUUCCUUUAUUUGCUGUGACAGAGACAUAAGUUUAUAAAAUAGGAAGGUAACAAAAUCCUGAAAAGAUUCGAUUAUGUGUCAGUAUCUGCAUAUAAAUAACAAGAUAAUUAUUUCUAUUAGCUUAUAAAAUGUUGAGCUGAUUAUUUAUUGGCAGGCGGAUCAUAUGAUGAUUUUUUUGGUAUUAGAAAAUCAUUGAAUUGCUGAAAAUUGAAUGUGUAACACUUCGUUAUAUAACCUUUAUUUCAAUGGGGGUGGUGGAAGACAUUGAGUCUUGCAAGACAUAAAACAAUAGACAGGAAUGGACAAGUACAACAAAACUUCUGCGGAUGAGACUCCUUUUGCGAAAGCUGGAUUGCUCAGUAAAAUGUCGUUUUGGUGGUUGAAUCCAUUGAUAAACAAGGGUAAGAAAAAUGCGCUUGAAGAUGACGAUAUACCCAUGUUAAGGAAAGUAGACAGAGCAGAAGCAUGUUUCUUGAUGUUCACGGAACAAAUGGAGAAACAGAAAGAAAACAACCCAUCAAUCUUACGGGCAAUAUUUCUAUGUAGUUGGAAAAGGAUUCUGAUAUCUGGGCUGUUUGCAUUUCUCAAGGUAAUCGCUCUUUCUUCGAGUCCGUUGUUUCUUAAUGCCUUCAUUGAUGUUGCACAAGGGAAAGAAAAUUUUAAAUAUGAGGGUUAUGUACUAGUUGGAUUACUGCUCUUAUCUAAAUUCAUUGAGUCCUUUUCUCAGAGGCAAUGGUAUUUCCAAUGUAGAUUAUUAGGAGUUCAAGUCAAAUCUCUUCUCACAGCAGCAAUUUAUAAGAAGCAAAUGAGACUUUCUUUUGCUGCAAAAUCGAAUCAUUCUGUUGGAGAAAUAAUCAACUAUGUAACUGUGGAUGCUGACAGAGUUGGCGAAUUCUUUUUCUGGAUGCAUCAAACAUGGACAACAGGCCUCCAAAUUUGCCUAGGAUUGAUUAUUCUAUUCUGUGCUGUGGGGCUUGCGGCAUUUGCAGCGCUCUUUGUGAUCGUGGUCUCCGUGUUAUGCAAUACACCCUUAGCAAAUAUCCAACAUAAAUUCAAAAGUAAGCUCGCUGUGGCACAAGGUAAAAGACUUAAGGCAAUGUCUGAGGCUCUGAUGAAUAUGAAGGUGUUGAAGCUUUACGCUUGGGAGAAGCAUUCCAAGUCCGUUAUAGAAAGACUAAGGAAAGUCGAAUGCAAGCUAUUAAAAGCGGUGCAGCUAAACAAAGGAUAUGCUGGAUGUAUGUUUUGGAUAUCACCUGUGUUCGUUUCUUCUACAACCUUUAUGGCUUGUUACUUUCUCAAGGUCCCUCUUAAUGCAAGUAAUGUGUUCACAUUUGUUGCAACGUUACGUGUUGUUCAAGAACCUAUUAGAAUGAUCCCAGAAGUUAUUGGAAUGGUAAUUAAUGCAAAAGUUGCGUUUAAACGGAUUGUAGAACUUCUAGCAGCCCAAGAAUUGAAUAGUAUAGAAGUCCUGCAGGUGGGAGGUACAGGGCCAGAUAAACAUGCCAUUUGUAUUAAUUCAUGUAAUUUCUCAUGGGAAGAGAAUCAACAAAUCCCAACCUUGAGAAGCAUAAAAUUAGAGGUUAAAUUCGGGGAGAAAGUGGCUAUUUGUGGAGAGGUUGGUGCAGGUAAGUCAACCCUCUUAGCAGCCAUACUUGGAGAAGUUCCAAAGGUGGAUGGCACGAUUCAAGUGUAUGGAAAGAUUGCAUACGUCUCUCAGUCGGCAUGGAUUCAGUCAGGAAGUAUACGAGAUAAUAUUCUGUUUGGAUGCACCAUGGAUGAGCAAAGAUACCAAGAAACAUUAGAUAUAUGUUCAUUGCUACAAGAUCUCGAGAUGUUACCUUUUGGUGAUCUCACUGAAAUAGGUGAAAAAGGGAUAAAUCUGAGUGGUGGGCAAAAGCAACGUAUUCAACUUGCUCGUUCACUGUAUCAGAAUGCUGAUAUAUAUCUCUUGGACGAUCCGUUUAGCGCAGUGGAUGCUCAUACUGCGACAAGCUUAUUUAAUGAAUAUGUUAUGGGAGCUCUUUCAGAAAAGACAGUCUUACUUGUGACUCACCAAGUGGAUUUCCUUCCGGCAUUUAAUUCUGUUUUGCUGAUGUCAAACGGGAAAAUCCAAUAUGCAGCUCCAUAUCAUAUUUUAUUGGCCACCAGUCCAGAAUUUCUUGCCCUUGUUAAUGCCCACAAAGAUACAGCUGGUCCUGAAAGGCCCGUCAAGAUUGCUUCUAAACAGAGAUGUGUGACCUCUCUGAAAGAUACUGGGAAAAGUUGUGGCGAGGAACAUCUGAAAGAAUCAGUAGGGCAUCAGUUGAUUAUGCAAGAAGAGAAGGAAGGUCGAGAUACAGUUUGGACGCCUUAUGUGCAAUAUUUAAAUCAGAACAAAGGCUUCAUUUACUUUACUAUAGCUAAUUUUUGCAAUAUAUGCUUUUAUGUUCUCCAAGCUGCACAGAAUUAUUGGAUGGCUGCUAACGUCCAGAACCGACAAGUCAGCAAAUUGCGACUGAUUAUAGUGUAUAUGCUGAUAGGAUGUAGCUCAAUACUCUUUAUACUUGCUAGGUCUCUUUCUACAGUUGCUUUAGGUAUAAAGUCUUCAGAGUCUUUUUUCGAUCAGCUGCUAAACUCGUUCUUUCGUGCACCAAUAGCUUUCUAUGAGUCUACACCUUUGGGAAGGAUUCUAAGUCGAGUCUCUUCUGAUCUGAGUAUCCUAGACCUUGAUCUCCCAUUCUGCUUUGUUAACGCUUUCACUAUUACCGUUAGUGCUUACUUGAAUCUUGGAGUAGUGUCUAUUAUUACUUGGCAAGUGUUGUUUGUCUCGGUACCACUGGUAUGUGUGGUGAUUCAUAUACAGAGAUACUAUUCGGCUACUGCGAAAGAAAUUAUGCGGAUUAAUGGAACAACCAAAUCUUUGGUAGCAAGCCAUCUUGGGGAAUCCAUAGCAGGAGCGAUGACAAUAAGGGCUUUUAAGGAACAGGAUCGAUUUAUUGCUAAGAAUUUUGAUCUCAUCGACAAAAAUGCUAGUGCUGUGUUUCAUAUAUUUUCUGCAAGUGAGUGGUUGAUUCAACGUUUGGAAACACUGUGUACAAUCCUUCUUUGCUCCUCGGCCCUUGUGAUGAUUAUGCUCCCUCCGAAAACUUUUGGUCCUGGAUUUGUUGGUAUGGCAUUGUCAUAUGGUCUUUCCUUGAACAUGUUUUUUGUUACUUCUGUUAAACUGCAAUGCGCAGUAUCAGAUUAUAUAAUUUCUGUCGAAAGGUUAAACCAGUAUAUGCAGAUUCCUAGUGAAGCCCCAGAAGUUAUAGAAGGAAAUCGACCCAUGCCUAGUUGGCCUGCCGUUGGAAGAGUGGAGAUCCAUGAUUUGAAGAUUAGAUACCGACUUAAUACUCCAAUAGUUUUUCAAGGGAUUAGUUGCACAUUUGAAGGGGGGCACAAGAUUGGCGUUGUUGGAAGAACAGGCAGUGGGAAGUCAACUUUAAUAGGUGCUCUAUUCCGACUUGUAGAACCAUUAGAGGGAAAAAUCAUCAUUGAUAGCAUUGACAUCUCAACAAUAGGGCUUCAUGAUUUGCGAUCAUGCUUAGGGAUAAUACCCCAAGAUCCUACACUCUUUAAUGCUACUGUGAGAUACAAUUUGGAUCCGCUUUCACAACACAGUGACCAGGAAAUUUGGGAGGUUCUUCGUAAGUGCCAACUUCAAGAGGCUUUACAUGACAAAGAAGGUGGUUUGGAUAGUUCAGUUCAACAAGAUGGGGUCAACUGGAGCAUGGGACAGCGACAACUAUUUUGUUUGGGCCGAGCUUUGUUAAGAAGAAGCAAAAUAUUGGUUCUUGAUGAAGCUACUGCUUCCAUUGACAAUGCAACUGACUAUAUUCUUCAGAGAACUAUACGGACGGAGUUUGCGAGUUGUACAGUUAUUACAGUAGCCCAUAGGAUACCGACUGUUAUGGACAGCACGAUGGUUCUUGCAAUCAGCGACGGAAAGAUUGUAGAAUACGAUAAACCAUUGAAGUUGAUGAAGGAAGAAGGAUCACUUUUUGCGCAGCUCGUCAAGGAAUAUUGGUCCCAUAUCAACUCUGCGGAGUCGUAGUGAAAAACGGAAAAAAUGAAAGAAAAAAAAAGUACAGAAAUGUAGCUAUUUUUUAGAUUGGUUCCUUUUGAUUAAGAGUGGAAAUAUAAUCUUCAAAGAUCUACCAGAUUGUUACUUCAUUUAGUUCAGUUCUUCAAUUUCAAGUUAGAUACCAACUUUUGCGGAAUUCACCCAGUAGUAAAACACCAAGGUGACCAAGUUUGGGGGUAUGGAAAGAACGAUUUUGUGGGCACCAUGUUCAUGCUUCUACUUUUGGUAAGAUACCAAAGUUACCCUUUUAUAUUAAUUUAAUUUUUAAUUUUAAUUUUGUUUUA
This is a messenger RNA of Papaver somniferum (opium poppy), 6000 nucleotides long. RefSeq names its product ABC transporter C family member 10-like. The transcript has 11 exons. Lineage: Eukaryota; Viridiplantae; Streptophyta; Magnoliopsida; Ranunculales; Papaveraceae. The coding region runs from base 1913 to 5686 and encodes 1257 amino acids. Gene Ontology annotation, cellular component: vacuolar membrane; plant-type vacuole. Gene Ontology annotation, biological process: transmembrane transport. The record is from RefSeq and is a predicted model, not a curated record. Gene Ontology annotation, molecular function: ABC-type transporter activity; ATP hydrolysis activity; ATP binding.